Molecule: messenger RNA, 669 nt
Organism: Dermacentor andersoni
Lineage: Eukaryota; Metazoa; Arthropoda; Arachnida; Ixodida; Ixodidae
Source: RefSeq, a predicted model, not a curated record
AUGGCCAGGACCAAGCAAACCGCUCGUAAGAGCACCGGUGGGAAGGCUCCGCGUAAGCAGCUUGCUACCAAGGCUGCUCGCAAGAGUGCACCUGCCAAAGGUGGGGUUAAGAAACCGCAUCGGUACAGGCCUGGGACCGUGGCCCUUCGUGAAAUUCGCCGCUACCAGAAGUCGACCGAACUUCUCAUCCGCAAGCUGCCGUUACAGCGCUUGGUGAGGAAAAUCGCUCAGGAUUUCAAGACCGACCUCCGGUUCCAGAGUUCGGCUGUGAUGGCCCUUCAGGAGGCCAGCGAGGCCUACCUGGUCGGUCUCUUCGAGGACACCAACCUGUCAGCAACAGCCGAGACGUCUGGACGUGGCAAGGGCGGCAAGGGUGGCGCGAAGCGUCAUCGUAAGGUGUUGCGUGACAACAUCCAAGGCAUCACCAAGCCUGCCAUCCGUCGCCUCGCUCGCCGUGGUGGUGUCAAGCAUAUCUCUGGCCUGAUCUGCGAGGAGACAUGCGGUGUGCUCAAGGUGUUCCUCGAGAACGUGAUUCGGGACGCCGUCACCUACACUGAGCACGCCAAGCGCAAGACCGUGACCGCUAUGGACGCCGGGCCACAUAAAGCUAUGGACGUGGUGUAUGCCCUCAAGCGUCACGGCCGCACCGUCUACGGUUUCGGAGGCUAA